This is a messenger RNA of Dichomitus squalens LYAD-421 SS1, 6363 nucleotides long. RefSeq names its product Not1-domain-containing protein. Gene Ontology annotation, cellular component: P-body; CCR4-NOT core complex. Gene Ontology annotation, biological process: nuclear-transcribed mRNA catabolic process, deadenylation-dependent decay. The transcript is spliced from 17 exons. Gene Ontology annotation, molecular function: molecular adaptor activity. The coding region runs from base 1 to 6363 and encodes 2120 amino acids. Lineage: Eukaryota; Fungi; Basidiomycota; Agaricomycetes; Polyporales; Polyporaceae. The record is from RefSeq and is a predicted model, not a curated record.
AUGGACGGCACCGCCAGCCCCAACAUCCAUACUAUCGUCAAAGCGCAGAUCGUCUUUUUGCUCUCGACCCUCACGGAAGAGAACUUCGAGCGAAAUCAGGUGGAGAUACGUUCACUUUCCGAGCAGCAUGGAAUCGACACAUACCUCCACUUCAUACGCCGUCUCAUCGUUUACUCCCAUAACAGACUCACAUCUACCACAUCACCCGCCGCAUUUGAUCCCUCCUCCGCCCUGACAUUCCGCUUGCUCGUCCAAGAGACCCAGCGCCUCGCACGCGAUCCGUUUCUAGCAGACAGGUUUCGAGAUGGUGUUGAUCAGGGAGAAGGAGAGGUAUACCGCAACUUUGACUUUGUCAAGUUUGCGGACCGAGUUGGGCUUCGCCCGCUAGAGAGGCUCAUCUUGGCGUCCUCCAUCGUCGCCGCUCCAACUCGGAGAGAACUUGCGGCGCAGGCGGCGACCGUGAUUCGUGUAGACUUCGAGAACGCUGUUUUGGCUUUGUGCCAGCAUCCUUCCUUCGACCAUGCCGAUCUCAAUCCGAAUCAGGUCGCGAAGUUGCUGUCGAACCUCCUUGCCGAAGUCCCUUCCGAUGCUCCCAUCCUGGAUGCCACCCAGCGGCAAGCCCUCAUUCUUGCUGCCCAAGCGAAGUACGGUUCGGAGAUCGUCUCCCCAAUUCUCCAGCAUAUUAUGCCUAAUCUGAGUCUUCCGCCUGGAACAUCUCUUGUGCAAGCAUUGGUACAGCUGGGACCUGACAUCACGAGCGAUGCGGACGUUGUCCGUUCCCUCAUGGCAAGAUUCGGAAUCAGCGAGGUCAACCCUCCGACUGAUGCUCAAGUUGUGGAUCUCGUGACUUCCCUCGCGCGGUUGGCUUCCGAAGGGACAUCAUUGCCCGACGUCGGUGCUGUUGUACGGGCGCUCAGUAGCUUCAAUAGCAGUCUCAACUGGGCCGCUGCCAUUCAGGCAUUCGAUAUCCCUGACAGGCAGGGCGUCGACACGGCAACUCUGAAGCUGCUUAUCGCUAUCUUAAUGAACACGCCGCGCGACGAGCAGCACCACGCAGUCACUGGCUUUUGGUCUCUCUGGUCCAAUACUCAAUACCAACUUCGCCUGCUCGAUGCUCUGUUAUCUCUUCCUGCGGACACCUUUAACUUUGUCAAUCUUCCAGGCCGGAAGAUCGUCACCGUCGAGGAUGUCGCGGGUGCCAGUCCUACCAUCAAAUCACUGGCUGCGAACGUGCAAGGGCACACUUGGAACUCGCUGGACUUGUUCGAAGUGUUGGUUCAGGCAGCCGACUUCAACAGCACGGAGAUCACAAACUUGGUGCGCGAGAUGUUGGACAAGGCAGUCAAGAUCAGUGCAGAGCUCGUGCAUAUGGGUCUUCUGCAAGUUCCGCAAGCGUCAUGGAACGACAUCCGCCUGGAGUACACUCAGCGGCUCCUCGCUAUGUUUCUGGCUGGUCACCCGAACCAUCAACUCGUGUUCAUGCGGAUCUGGCAGAUCGAGCCUGCGUACCUCACUAACGCGUUCCGGGACUUCUACGAUGAGAGUAACCUCAACAUCACGAGGAUAUUAGACGUUGCACAAGAUCUUAAAAUCUUGGAUGCAUUGCUUGAGGUCCGACCGUUCAAGUUCGCCUUGGAUGUUGCUGCGUUAGCCUCUCGUCGCGAGUAUCUCAACUUGGACAAGUGGCUUGCCGACAACGUCACAACACAUGGCGCCGAUUUCUUGCACGCUGUCAUCGCCUUCUUGGAGCUCAAGAUGGACAGUGAGAAGACCGUGCGAGUUUCGGACCCUCCUGUCGAGCCUCGUACGAUGCAGCUUUCGCCUCAGACCAUAGCAAUAUUCUUGCGGGUGUUGCGCAACAGCUCUAGCAUCAUGCAUGAGAACGACGUCGACUAUUGCCUCGAAGUGCGGAAUGCUUGUUUGCAGAUCCACCCGCGUCUCAUGAACCUGGUUCCUGGUUCCGACAUUGAGCCAGGUUUCAGUGUCGUCACGUACUCUACAGAGAUUGAGACGGAGGUCGACGGCAUCUACAAGCAGAUGUACGACGAGCAGAUCACCAUUGACGACGUCAUCAAACUGCUGCAGCGCAACAAGGCUUCCAGUAACCCCCGCGACCACGAGAUAUUCUCUUGCAUGCUGCACUUCCUCUUCGACGAGUACAAGUUCUUCCAGUCGUACUAUCCACACCGCGAACUUGCCAUGACCGGCUAUCUGUUCGGCUCCCUUAUCCAAUACCAGCUUGUCGAUUUCAUCCCCCUCGGCAUUGCUAUCCGCUAUGUCCUGGACGCUCUCAACUGUCCGCCGGAGACUAACCUCUUCAAAUUCGGCAUUCAAGCGCUCUCCCGAUUCGAGUCGCGCCUCUCCGAGUGGCAACCGCUCUGUCAGGCUUUGCUCAAGAUCCCACACCUACUCGAGGCGCGCCCUGACCUCGCAGUCAGCAUCCAGCGCGCGCUCGCCAAUGGAGAUGGCGCGAGCAGCUCUGCGGAUCUACGAACACUGACAUCGGUGCCGAUGAUAGAGCAGCCGCCGAUUUUUACGGCUAUUCAACCUGACCGGCUGGACGGCGAGCCUGAGAAGCCGCCGGAAGAGGUGUCAGACAAGAUUUUGUUCAUUGUGAACAAUCUCGCCCCGUCGAAUUUCGAAUCGAAGCUGGCGGAGAUGAAGGGGCACUUCCAGGAGCAUUAUUCGCGGUGGUUUGCAAAUUAUCUAGUUGACCAGCGCGUCAGCAUCGAGCCGAACAACCAUCAGCUGUACCUUCGCUUCCUCGAUGCCCUGGACGUCCAGUCAUUGUUCCGAUUCGUCCUCCACGAGACUCUCGUCAAAUCUGCAGUACUGCUCAACUCGGAGAAGACUCAGCAGCUCAGCUCGGAGCGUGCUGUCCUGAAGAACGUCGGUUCGUGGCUGGGCAGCAUCACGCUUGCCAGGGAUCGUCCAAUCAAGCACAAGAACUUAUCGUUCAAGGACCUGCUCAUUGAGGGCUACGACAACAACAGGCUCGUAGUCGCAAUCCCGUUCGUCUGCAAAACGCUUGAGCCAGCGGCGCGCUCCAAAGUGUUCCGCCCCCCGAACCCAUGGCUGAUGGCCGUCAUCAGCCUUCUCACCGAGCUGUAUCACUUCGCCGAGCUCAAACUCAACCUGAAGUUCGAGAUCGAAAUGCUUUGCAAGGCGCUCGAUAUCGACCUCGAUGUUGUGCAGGCGACUACUAUCCUCCGCAAUCGUCCUCUAUCUGAUUCGCUCGCCGGUCCUCCCCUCCCUGACUAUGUCGGCGAUAUCGACUCUCUGCCUAUGGGUGGGUAUGAUCCGACAGCGCAAGGACAGGACGCUCAGGUAAUACCCCUAGGACCGACCAGUCCUUCUGACACCCAGCGCGUUCUUGGCGCCCACAUUGAGAACAUCCUGUCGAGCAUCCUCCCUCAUGUCACCAUUAACCCUCAACUCGCCCCUCUCAACACAAACCCGUCCUUCAAGCGUGCGAUUCAGAUGGCGAUUGACCGCGCUGUCCGCGAGAUCAUCCUCCCCGUCGUCGAGCGCUCCGUCACCAUCGCCGGCAUAUCUACCCGCGAGCUAGUUGCUAAGGACUUCGUCACGGAGCCUAACGAGGACAAGCUGCGGAAGGCUGGUCACCUCAUGGCACAGAAGCUCGCUGGAAGUUUGGCUCUGGUCACCUGCAAGGAGCCGCUCAAAGGCAAUCUCGGCAGCCACAUCCGCCAGUUCUUGUCUGAGUUCGGCUUCACUGAUCAAAUCGUUCCCGACCAGGUCAUCUUCUUGCUGGUGCAGGAGAAUAUCGAGCUUGCUUGCCAGGCUAUCGAGAAAGCGGCUAUGGAUCGUGCGGUGAUUGACGUCGAUGACGGUUUUGCAGCUGCAUACGAGCUCCGCAGACGUCACAGGGAGUCACGACCUGGCCAGCCCUUCUGGGACAGCUCUGUGCCGCAAUCUAAUGUCUUCGGUUCUCUACCUGACCCGCUGCGCAUCAAGCCCACCGGCGUGCAGCAGAUCCAAGCAGCCGUCUACGAGGACUUCAGCAUGGACCCCAAGCGGCGCAUGUUCAUUAGCCGUCCGAACUCGACGGUAUCGUACUCCCGCAACGACCAGAUUCCUUCCCUUUACAGUCCGUCGCCUGCCCCAGAGCAGCCCGGUCAAGCACUGCUCCGUCCUCAGGAAGCCAUGGAGCGUUUCAACGCUCUCGUCAGGGAUCUCGAGGCCGUGCUCAUACAGCUCCCUAUCGCCUCCCUUGCCGCGCUGCCACCCAACCACGAAGUCCGCCACCUUGUCCGUCAGAUCCUCUUCAUCGCUGCCGAUUCCAUCGACCGCUCCCGCACGCCCCUCCUCAUGUCCCAGAAGAUUGUACAGUUGUUGUACAAGACCCCUUCUCAGCUUGGUCGCGAGAUCUACGUCGCUUUGCUGGAUCAGCUGUGCCACUCGUUCGAGGAGGUUGCACGGGAGGCAAUCACGUGGCUGAUCUACGCCGAGGACGAGCGGAAGUUCAAUGUUCCCGUCACCGUCACCCUCUUGCGCAGCGGCCUUGUGACCAUCUCGCAGGAGGAUCAGCAAUUGGCGAAGCUGCUGUACUCGGAUCCCCGCCCAAGCCUGCAGAAUUUCGCUGCUGGACUGAUCCGGGAGUGCCUCGCGGCUGACCCGCCCCUCGCUACUCAGGCUCAGUUCUCGUACUCGCUUGAGGCCUUCAAUCAGUUGGCUCAGCAAGGCAAAACGAACGAUGAGGCUAGUCGGUUGCUGGAUGACCUCCGUGGCGUACCGCGUCGGACAGCUCAAACGGCGAAUACUCCAGUGGCUGACAGUCAACCUGCUCGUCAACCUUCUGUCAAGCCGGAGACGGAGACUUUGCGUGAGAAGCUGUUCAUCUGGUUCCAGCAAUGGAUCAGCAUUUAUCAGCGGUCGCACUCGCCCGAGAAAUCAUUUGUGCCGUACAUCACCCAGCUCACGCGCCAGGGCAUCCUCAAGGCCGAAGAUGUCUCUUCGUUCUUCUUCCGAGUUUGCGCGGAGUCGAGCGUGAACAGCUACAUCAAGCACGUCAACGCUGGCGAGUUCGGCUUCGCUUUCCAGGCACUGGAUGCCAUGUCGCGCUUGAUCGUGUACAUCAUCAAGUACCACGGCGAUGCGUCCGGCGUCAACAACGAUCAAGCCAAGGUCCACUACCUCACGAAGAUUUUGUCCAUCUUUGUGCUCGUGCUUGCCAACAUGCACGAGGAGCAGGGCCCUCACUUCCAGCAGAAACCGUUCUUCCGCUUCUUCUCAAGCCUUCUCAACGAUCUUCACUCGGUUGAGAGUAGUCUGGGAUCGGCCUACUUCCAGUUGCUCAUCGCUAUCAGUGAUACCUUCAGCUCGCUGCAACCGACGUACUUCCCGGGCUUUGCCUUCUCGUGGAUGAGCUUGAUCUCGCAUCGUCUCUUCAUGCCAAAAUUGCUCCUGUCCGACAAUCGCGAGGGAUGGUCUGCCUUCUACAAGCUUCUGCUGUCGCUCUUCAAAUUCCUCGCGCCUUUCCUCAAAACUGCUGAUCUGCAGCCUGCUGGUCGCGAUCUUUACAGGGGCACUCUACGCCUUCUCCUCGUCCUGCUUCACGACUUCCCCGAAUUCCUCAGCGAGUACUACUUCUCCCUCUGUGACGUGAUCCCCCCGCGUUGCAUCCAAUUCCGCAAUAUCGUUCUCAGCGCAUACCCUCCCAAUGUCGUCCUUCCCGAUCCCCAUCUGCGGGACAUCGACUUCGAGGCGAUACCCGAGAUGGGUCCCAUUCCGCCCAUCCUGUCCGACUUCGCAGCCAGCCUUAGAGCGGGUGACCUCAGAAUGUACCUUGACCAAUUCCUGUUGAACAGGGGUCCGCAGUCUACAUUCCUGUCGUCACUCAAGGAUCGCCUCCGCGUUCCGGCUCAAGAGGGUGCUGCGGAGACGUACAAUCUCCCCCUCAUCAACUCGCUUGUCAUGUACAUCGGGGUUUCUUCUGUCGCUCAGGCGAGGGCUCGCAGCGGAGGUCCGCUCUUCGUUCCGACCGACCCUGGUGUCGUUGCCUUGCACUACUUGGCGACCAAUCUGGAUGUUGAAGGUCAGCACCACUUGCUCAGUGCGAUGGUCCUUCACUUGCGCUACCCCAAUGCGCAUACGCAUUGGUUCAGCUCCUUGAUGCUGUACCUCUUCCAUGAUAUUCAGGUUGAUCAGUUCAGGGAGAUCGUGACCAGGGUAUUGCUGGAGCGGUUCCUAGUCCACCGUCCGCACCCGUGGGGCGCUCUAGUCACGUUCAUUGAGCUGUUGCGCAACCCCAAGUACAACUUUUGGAACCAGGAGUUCAUCCACAUUGCUCCUGAGGUCACGCUUCUGCUCGAGAAUGUCGCGAGGUCGAUCUUCCAAUCCUAG